This is a messenger RNA of Cavenderia fasciculata, 6186 nucleotides long. It is a transcript of the gene lvsE, whose product is annotated as BEACH domain-containing protein. The record is from RefSeq and is a predicted model, not a curated record. Gene Ontology annotation, biological process: intracellular protein localization. Bases 1 to 6186 code for a protein of 2061 amino acids. Gene Ontology annotation, molecular function: protein kinase binding. The transcript has 6 exons. NCBI's taxonomy places the organism in Eukaryota, Evosea, Eumycetozoa, Acytosteliales, Cavenderiaceae. Gene Ontology annotation, cellular component: membrane; cytosol.
AUGAGUCAACAACAACAACAACAACAACAACAACAACAACAACAACAACAACAUCAUGUACCAGCCUCUCGGUCUAUCAAUACAUCAUCCUCUUCAAUCACUGGUAUAGUCAUUGGUGAUAGUAGAGGUGAUUUAUCACCUUCUCAAACUUCAUCUUCUUCUUCAUCUUCAUCUUCCACAUCAUCUCUUCCUCCUCCUGUUUCUCCUUCUACUACUAUUGAACAACAACAACAACAACAAUUACCAGUAUCACCACCAUUUUCUCUUACAGAGAGUGUUGGAGUUGGUAUUAAUAGUAACAAGAAUCAUGCAGCAUUUCAGAUUCAACAACAACAACUCUAUCAAUUGUCUCUCAAUCCAGUAUUUCGUACAGAGGAACAAUAUGUCAAACAAAUCAUAUCACAAGCAAAGAAUCCUGAUAAAUUGCAAUUCCAUGAUGUUGUUUGUGUAUUUGAUAAGUUGAUUGAAUUGGCACAAAUAGAUGUAUUAUCAUUAAAAAAGAAUAAUUUUGAUUUCUUUCACAUGUUUAUGAAUAUAUUGUUGGAGAUUCCAUGUUUGACUUUGGAGGAAAGUCCAGAACUUCACAUGAUGUUACUCAAGAAGCUAAAUGGAAUCAUUUAUUCGAGUAUAUUGGUACAAACCUAUUGUUGUAGUGAUAGAUGGAUCAUCAAACUAUUGAACUUUUUAAUUGGAUGCUCAAAAGACAGUGAUGUCAUUGGUGAAAUAUCAAUCACCCUUCAAAUAUUAUCAUUUUUCAAUAUUAGUCCAAAGGAAUUAAAAUAUUUAAUUAGAUUAUUGGAAAGUGUUAAUGAUGAAAGACCAUUUUAUUGGAGUGUAUUAGUUGAAGUAUUGGAAUAUAUUUUUAAACAAAGAGAAGGACCAGAUUUAUAUUUUAAUUUUAGUAAUUCAAAUGCUGGAUUAAUGAUACCAGAAAGACAACCAUUUGAUGGAGGAUAUAGUAUAUGUUUUUGGAUUAGUAGAGAUGAUUUUACAAAUUUGAAAUAUAGUCCUAUAUUGUAUAGUUUUUUCACAGACGAUGAGACUGGUGUAGAAUGUUACUACCAACAACAGAAUUUGGUUUUUACAGUAAAGACAAAGAACAAGGUGGCAUUACAGAAAUCACAGUUUGUUAUGCAACCAAAGAAAUGGUAUUAUAUCUGUAUCUCUCAUGAAUACUUUUUGUUGAGAAAGUCUCAAAUAUCGAUUCAUGUCAAUGGAAAGCUCGAGGAAAAGAUCCCACUACUCUAUCCCAAAACAGACAAACCCUACACGAGAUGUCAUAUUGGAAACUCUUCAUCUCUUAGUAAUGGUUUCAUCGGUCGAAUGGGAUCAAUAUUAAUGGUAAAUGAUGCUCUCAAUCAACAAGAUAUUCAAAGUUUAUAUAAUCUUGGAAAGGAUUAUAAUUUAUUAUUAUAUGAAAAAAUACCUAAAGAUGGAUUAAUUGGUAUUUAUAAUGGAGAAUUAUAUUUGGAAAACAAAAAGAAUAUAAAAAUCAUGUUUAUAUAUAAUCCAAAGGCUACAGACAGAGCAUUAUGUUUUGAAGUUUCAAGUGGGGAAUUACCAAAUGCUGCGACCAUUAUGGAAGGUGUCAACAUUAUAAAAACAACACCACCUAUAGAACAAUUGGUAUUUAUUGGAGGAUUGACCAUGAUCUAUCCUCUCUUUAAUCAACUAGGUCAUCCAGUUUCGGGAAUGGAAACAAAACCAUCAGAGAUUGGUGAACAUACAACCAUUUCCUCUGGCUACAUCAACUUUAUUCCCAUUCCAAUGUUUCAACAUGCUCCUCCAGCCAUUUUCCCCAAACCGGCCUAUCUUGGUCACCCAUCAUGUCUCCUCAGACUAUUGUUAACCAUCUUGGAAAACAAUCCAACCUUUAGAGAUCAGAUCAUCGAAACUCAAGGUUUCCAAAUUAUAUCUUUCCUACUUCGUUCAACCAUCUCUUCUGCUCCUUAUUGGGCUCCUGAUGAUAUUGAAUCUUUAGGUAGAUUACUUUCUUUUUGUAGUUCAAAUAAUCAAUUAUGGGGAUUAACAAUUCAACAUUUAAUUAUAAAUAGUUUUCAAUUAUGGUGUAAAACACAUUCAUUGACACAAUUAUCAUUGUUUGAAAUGGUUAGACAAAGAGUACAAAAUAAUAUUCAUUUUUGGAGAACCAACAUUCGUAUUGAUCAAUGGUUGACCAUUAUGAAACGUUUCUAUACAAUGAACUAUGAAAAUGAUUUCAAUAGAGCCAUUGAAGAGGCAUCGGCGUCAUCAUCCAAAAGACAACCAGAUAUAUCAUCGAUUGAAAGAACAAAACGAGCAAGAUCACAGAUUAUUGUCAUUAUGAGAGAGAGUUGUCAUCCUCAAUUUACUUUGCAAGAAACUAGAUGGAUUGCACUCUAUUUGAAAGAGUCUACAGUCGAGAAUCAAGAAGAUGUAACAAAGAUGCUAGAAGAUAUGAUUCCACCCAUUCACAUUGGAGGUGCUCGUGACAUUUUAUUUGGUGAAUUAAUUGAUGACUCUAUCAAGGCUCGUACUCUUUUGCCAACCCAGUUGCCAUUGCCAUCCCAUAUCUCUUAUCUGUGGGAUGUGGAUUGUAUGGAAGAGAUUACAAAGAAGCGAGAGGAACAAAUCAUCGAAGAAAAGCUAUACUAUCUCUUGUUCAAACAUUGGAUCAAACAACGUAGAAAACGUGCAGGCAAUCUAAAUGGAGCAAGAGUGAAAAGAUCUGUCGAGUCUCCUCCACCUCCACCCAUUUCAAUUCUCUAUCGUCUCAAAGAAUUGGGUAUUCCUCAUAGCAGUGUCAUCAAUUCAUCUGCAUCUCUCUCCAUGACAACCACUACCAUGUCUCCAAGAUCUAGUACAGGAAACUCUCUUUCACCAACCACUCAAAGUCCAAUAUCCUCUCCUCCAAUGUCUCCCUCCUCAUCUCCUCCAAAAAAUCCUUCCAUUUUAAACAACUCUACUUUAAUUAAACAAGAUCCAAAUAAUAAUAAUAAUAAUAAUAAUAUUAAUAUUAAUAUUAAUAAUAAUAAUAAUAAUAAUUUAAUUGAACCAGAAGAUACGACAAUGGUUCAUUGGAAAUUAGAUAGAAGUGAAGGUCCAUGUAGAAUGCGUCGUAAAUUAAAGAGAAACUAUUUGGGAUCAGAUUACAAAGGAGUUUCUAAACAAAACAAGUUUGGAAGAAAUAGAAGAGCCAUUAUCGAUAUUUAUCAAACUGAAAAGGAAACAUUUUAUAUCGAUCAAGACUGUGGUGAUGGUUUGGGUCAUAUUAUCGUUCGUAUUGCUGGUGAUGCUCCUCUAAGUCCAAUGUGUCCAAUGUUUAAGGAAAGAGAAUUUGGAAUCCAUCAACAACAACAAAGAUUACAACAACAGCAGCAGCAGCAACAACAGGCACAACAACCAGCAGCAAGAGAAAUAUCAUUUGUUUCACAAACUCUAAUUAAUUUAUCAAAUGGUUUAUUGUCUCCAUCCAAAGAUAGAACAAGUGAUAAUUAUAGUAAUAGUACUAUAUCAACCAAAUCCCCCUCUUCCAAUAGAAGUUCAGUUCAACUAUCAUCUCCUUCUAGUACAACAACAACCACCACCACAACAAAUCAAAAUAUUUCAAACCCAUAUAUGCCAAACCAAUCAGCUGCUCAAGUUCCAAUUAAUACAUCUUCUCCAAGUAUUUCUGGAUUUGGUUCAAUUAGUUCUUCUAGCGGUGCCAAUAUUGCUUCCAUGUUUAAAGAUGGAGCAGGAACAAACUCUUUGGGAGGAAACCAAAGUGGAACUGGGGAGGAACGUGAAAAAGUAUUUGCUUCCUACUCUUGUCAAAUGGUUACUCCUAUUGGCGUCAUCCCGGGUAGAUUUAUUCUCACCAAUCAAUAUAUUUAUUUUGACAAACAAGUAGUAUACAACAACUAUGGUAGAAAACAAUUGGAAGUUGACCAUGGUUGUGUUGCAAUCAAAAAUCAUUAUAUCCUAAAGAUAAAGGAUCUGGUAGAAAUACAUAGACUUCGUUAUCUUCUUCGUUGGAACUCGAUCGAGUUGUUUAUCAACCACAAGAGUUAUAUGUUUACCUUUUCAUCAGAGAGUGAAUCUGUCCAAGCAUUCAACAAGAUUGUCAAUCUUCACCCACCCCUUCUCAAGGUAAAGUGGUCCGAUCCCCCAGACAAGAUCAUGAAACGUUCAAAGUUGACCCAAAAAUGGAAGAAUCGAGAGAUAUCCAAUUUCGAAUACCUCAUGGCCCUCAAUACCAUUGCAGGCCGUACCUACAAUGAUAUCUCUCAGUAUCCAAUCUUUCCACACGUCAUUGCCGACUACAAGAGCGACAAGCUCGAUCUCACCUCCAACGAAAGCUACCGUGACUUUUCCAAACCAAUCGGCGCCUUGAACCAACAACGUCUCGACACUUUGCUCAAGAGAUACGAAGCUUUCAAAGACCCACAGAUCCCUCCGUUCCUCUAUGGUUCGCAUUACAGUAACUUUGGUAUCAUUGCCUAUUACCUCGUUCGUUUGGAGCCAUUCACAAGCUACCAUCUUUCACUUCAGAGUGGAGUUUGGGAUCAUCCCCAACGUAUGUUUGAAUCGAUGGAGAAAAUGUGGGAUGGUGUUGUAAGCAACAAUCUGGCCGAUGUCAAAGAGUUGACACCAGAGUUCUUUUACAUGCCAGAGUUUAUCUCAAACGCCGAAGGAUUCUCUUUUGGAUUUGCCAACCAUCCCGAAGGCAACCUCGUACUGCCAAAAUGGGCUGCUGGGUCACCGGAAACAUUCAUCUCAAAGAAUCGUGAAGCACUCGAAAGUGAAUACGUCUCUAUGAACAUCCAUCAUUGGAUCGACCUCAUCUUUGGAAACAAACAAAAGGGACAGGCUGCCAUUGACGCCAACAAUGUAUUCUUUUAUCUCACCUAUGAAAACAACCAAGCUCUCCAAAGAGAUGAUCCAGAAGAACGUUCGUCUAUCGAAUCCCAAAUCAAGGAAUUUGGUCAAACACCUCCACAGCUCUUUACCAAACCUCAUCCCACUAGAAAAACACUUUCAGAACUCAAUCGUCCACAACGUGCCGAUAUAUUUAGUAAAAUCACCAAUCUAUUCCCUUCCUCUGUAAAUUUAAUUCAAGAUCUCGAAAAUAGCAACAACAACAAUAAUAAUAACAAUAAUAGUAGUAGUUCACCAUUGGUUGGUGGUCAACAACAACAAUAUCCAUUUAAAAUACUUAAAACCAAUAGUUGUUUACCUUUGGUACAUAUUGGAUGUUCGGAAACCGAUGCCAUCGUUUUAGUGUAUAGAGAUGGUGUGUUGGCAGUCAACCAAUUUUUGACCCAACCUAGCGGCAAUCUGCCAUUCACCUUUGAUAUUGACAAGACACUAUCAACCUACAAGGAAAAGCAAAUAGACACUUUGUUCAUGUCAGAUAGUGUCACUUGUAUAUCUAAUUGCUUUGCCAUGACACCCGAUGGAAAGAUGCUAUUCAGUUGCGCCAAUUGGGACAGUAUCUUUAAAUGUUGCAACAUUCAAAGCGGAAAGGUUCAUCGUAUGUAUCGUGACUAUCAUCGUGGUAUGGUAACGUGUAUCGCCAUGGGAUCCAGUGGAAAGACUCUCGCCACUGCUUCCACCGACACUAGUAUAGUGGUUUGGGACGAUGUUCCAUCGCUCAUCAAAUCUGAACGUGUCAAACCAGUCUAUCGAUUGACUAGUCACGACGAUUCUGUACAUUGCAUCGAUAUCAAUGAAGAGUGGGAUAUUAUAGCUAGUGGUUCUCAAGAUAGAAAGUGUAUCUUGCAUACUCUUCGAACCGGACAAUAUGUCAGAACACUCAUGCAUCGUGGUGCCGUCGAGAUUGUCAAGAUUAGUACCGUCGGUCAAUGGAUCAUCUCCUAUUGUUCCAUGUCCUAUGUCUAUGUCUACUCGUUUAAUGGAAAAUUACUUAGAAUGGAACAAUGUGACGAAAGAUUGUACGACAUCAAGCUGACGGGAGAAUCAACAACCAAAAAGGGAGGAGUAUUGGGAGUAGGAGACAGCACUCAAUUCCUGGUCACAGGUGGCACACGAGGAGUCAAAGUUAGAAGUCUUCCCGAUCUCUCCAUUGUACAUAGUUUUGAAAGUAGCACAACCAUUCGUACGAUUGCCUUGGUAGCUCAUGAAAAAUAUUUAAUGGUCGGUUUAAAUGAUGGCUCUUUGGUUAUCAUUCCAUUUGAACUUUCAAAUUUUAAUCAACCACAAUAA